Pelodiscus sinensis (Chinese soft-shelled turtle) is the source of this 3379-nucleotide messenger RNA. Lineage: Eukaryota; Metazoa; Chordata; Testudines; Trionychidae. The record is from RefSeq and is a predicted model, not a curated record.
GUACUGGUAAAUACUGCCUGCUGUUUUCUGAUGCUGAUUGCUAAAAUAAUCCAGUGUGCAGUAUUUGGUCCUCUUCGUGUUAGCGAGAGGCAGCAUCUCAAGGACAAAUUCUGGAAUUUCAUCUUCUACAAGUUUAUCUUCAUUUUUGGUGUGCUGAAUGUUCAAACAGUGGAAGAGGUGGUCAUGUGGUGCCUCUGGUUCUCCGGGCUUGUGUUUCUCCACCUCAUGGUUCAGCUCUGCAAGGAUCGGUUUGAAUAUCUUUCCUUCUCUCCCACCACACCAAUGAGCAGCCACGUCAGAGUUCUGACUCUGCUGUCUGCCAUGUUACUCUCCUGUUGUGGUCUAGCAGUUGUCUGUGGAGUUAUCGGCUAUACACAUGGAAUGCACACACUAGCUUUCAUGGCAGCAGAGUCUCUCCUUGUGACGGUGAGAACUGCUCAUGUGAUUUUACGCUAUGUAAUUCAUCUCUGGGAUCUCAACCAUGAAGGAACCUGGGAGGGCAAGGGAACAUAUGUAUAUUAUACAGAUUUUGUCAUGGAGCUAACCUUGCUUUCACUGGACCUGAUGCAUCAUAUUCACAUGCUGCUAUUUGGCAAUAUCUGGUUGUCGAUGGCCAGCCUAGUGAUUUUUAUGCAGCUGCGUUAUUUGUUCCAUGAGGUUCAGCGUAGAAUCCGUCGUCACAAGAACUACCUGCGUGUGGUUGGGAACAUGGAAGCUAGGUUUGCAAUUGCAACUCCUGAAGAGCUAGCUGUCAAUAACGAUGACUGUGCCAUUUGCUGGGACUCCAUGCAAACUGCCCGUAAACUCCCAUGUGGGCACCUCUUCCACAACUCAUGCCUGCGUUCCUGGCUUGAACAGGACACAUCCUGUCCCACCUGCAGAAUGUCUCUCAAUAUCACUGACAACCACCGAGUUAGGGAGGACCAUCAGAGAGAGAACCUAGAUGAGAACUUGGUACCUGUGGCAGUAGCAGAAGGCAGACCUCGCUUGAACCAACACAAUCACUUCUUCCACUUUGAUGGCUCUAGAAUUGCUAGCUGGCUGCCCAGUUUUUCAGUGGAAGUGAUGCACACUACUAAUAUCCUGGGUAUUGCACAAGCAAGCAACUCACAACUUAAUGCUAUGGCCCAUCAGAUUCAAGAGAUGUUCCCUCAGGUUCCUUACCAUAUAGUUCUACAGGAUCUCCAGCUGACCCGUUCUGUAGAAAUAACAACAGAAAACAUCCGUCCGGAUGGUGGUAGAGCCACAUCAAACAGUCCAGUGGAAAGGCAUAAUUCUGAUCAGGAGGAAGCAGAAAUUACUACUCAGACUGAAAGAGCGCCACUUGAACUCAGUUCAAGGCUGGAAGAAAUGGAGUUCAGUGAAAUGGAAGCAGAGCCCAGUGAGACAGAAGAUUUUGAGGCCCGAGGAAGUCGCUUCUCCAAGUCCGCUGAUGAAAGGCAGCGUAUGUUAGUUCAGCGGAAGGAAGACCUGCUGCAGCAAGCUCGCAAGCGUUAUUUAACCAAAACCUCCGAUGAGGACUCCACCUCUGAGAGCCCCUUUCUGUCUGAGGGUGCUGCUUCAGACCCUGUCACCGUGCGCCGCAGAAUGUUAGCCGCUGCUGCCGAACGGAGACUGCAGAUGCAACAGACCUCUUAGUGCUCUCUGCUGCCGCCACCGUCUCCUCAUGAGCAAUGUUAAAAAUAAAUAAAUAAAUAAACAAACCCUGCACUCUUCGUACCAGCAGGAAGUCUCUCUUCUGAGCUCCACUAGCUGUGCUGAUGAGUGAGCUGGCUGCGUCUCUGCUGUAUAAAGCAUGUGGUCUAAUAGUGUUUGGACAGCUGACAGAUUAACCUUUCUUUUGGUAAUAUUUUCUGUGUGACACUUAUCCCCUUCACAAACAAAUGCUGUUUUUAAACCUUGGAUGCGAUUUCUGCUGCCUGCAGCAGAGGCAAGGGAAAGACUCCAUCUUAGAUUAACAGCUGUUUGCAUAGAUCAUUGAAGGUGCUUGCGUGUUUAGAUUGAGAUCAUCCAAGGGGAGUAUUAGAAGGAGCUGAAGUGUUGAAAUUCACAAUGAACCCCAUCUUGUCAGCAGUCAUGGCCAAGUUACUAUACAUCUCAAGGGUGAAUUACACGUGACAGAGGCCUGCUUGGACAUGGAUAAAUGCUGGCGUGUGGGAGCAGUGCAGCCCAGUGUGUUGCUGGGAAAUGAAUUCUUGGGGGGGUGGUAACCACUGUCUAGCUACACAACUUAAAAGUGAAGCAAGGGUUGUACGGUGAGGUGCUAACUCACAUUGGUCUCAGUAAAACAAUUUCUUUGACCUUUUCUGAGCUGCUUCUCACUUCUGAUUUCUAGCUCAGCUCACUCACCGGGAUUGUUAUUUUUCUAUGCAUUGCAUUGCCAGCAGCAGGUGGGCAACUGAAAAGAAUAAAGGUAAAAAAAGGGUGCAUGAGACAAAUACAUUUGACAUUGGAAUUCAGUGUUACAAUAUGCUGAUGGAACAUUGUUGAAACCUAUGAGUUUGGUCUUUCAUGGGACAUGCAAAGAAGCAUGGAUGGAUGGGAUUUUAUUGAAGAGACAAGCAAUAGCUUACAGUAUCUUGCUUAUUAUUUUUUUAACUUUGUAUUGUGUAGUAAUACACCCAUACACAAGAAGAAUCAAGGCUGCUGGAUUUUAGGUUAGCUGUGAAUAAAUCCCCUAAUUCUCCUCCAAAACUUUUAAAGAUUUUUUUACUUUAGACACACUUGAAACCUACAAUCCUAGGUUAGUUAGCUGAGUUUUACAUGGCAGUGGCUUUUAAACAUUUUGAGGAGUGUCUUCUGGUAUCACUGUCGUUGGGAAGGAGCUCAGUAUUAUCAAGAAUUAUUGGUAAUUUUAUGUGAAUUUAAUGAAAGGAUGACUCUCAGAAAUGUUUUGGUGAAGAUAAUUUAUUUUAAUAAAUCUCUUUUGAAUGCCUUACUUUACAAUGCUGUUAGUAAACUUUAAAAUAUAAGUGUGUAAGAGAGAUUUGGUUUUGCUCAGAGCACAGCUGUUUGUUAUUGUUUAAAAAAAUUAAAAAAACACAAACCUUUUAAUCAGUGUUGGUAAUUAUCCUGAAUUUCUUUAACGUAACUUUCCUUAUGCUCAGUGCAUCACUGUUAUGCAGGUGACUCAGUUUAGGUCUUAUGGAGUAGGUCUUCUCCUAUGUUAAAAGGAGAGGGAACCUAUUUGCUUAAAUGGGCUUUUGGAGAUUUUGUUUUUAUUACUUUAGUUGUGCAGCAGCUGUUGCUACGGGAACCCAUGAGUUCUACAAAGGUGAAAGUAACGGAGGAUUUGAGCGCUGUCCAGGUUGGUUCCACAGAAUGCAGCUUUUGAACUCUGUUAGUCUGGGCUAAAUUAAAUGCUAUUUUGUAUUUGAAA